Messenger RNA from Trichoderma virens Gv29-8, 3198 nucleotides. RefSeq lists its product as uncharacterized. Gene Ontology annotation, biological process: GPI anchor biosynthetic process. Gene Ontology annotation, molecular function: mannose-ethanolamine phosphotransferase activity. Gene Ontology annotation, cellular component: endoplasmic reticulum membrane. Bases 1 to 3198 code for a protein of 1065 amino acids. NCBI's taxonomy places the organism in Eukaryota, Fungi, Ascomycota, Sordariomycetes, Hypocreales, Hypocreaceae. The record is from RefSeq and is a predicted model, not a curated record. The transcript has a single exon.
AUGCCUCCAAAGAGCUCCAAGGCGGGCGACGGCCUCGACUACAAGGCCAUUGCAAAGCAGUUUGCAAAGGCCAAGGCGGCCAGGGAGGCUCGGGAGGCCCGGGAUGCUGAGGCCAAAGAAAAGGGCCUGCCGACAGAGAAAGAGCAGACGGAGAUUCUGGAGCGGCAGCGCGAACUGCUCAACAACAAGAGGCAGAAGGCCUACGAGCGGCGCUGGUGGUGGACGGCCGCCUUCUGGACGUGGCUGCUGGCCGUCCAUGGCAUUGGCAUCUGGCUGUUUGCCAGCGGCUUCCUGCUGACGAGGCUCGUGCUCGACGACAAAUCCAGCUGUGCCGCGCCGCCGGUCGAGGGUCUGGCAGUCGGCCAGGCUGCGCUGGAUGUGAACAAGGGAUGCUGGCAUCCGAAGCAGUUUGACCGGGCCGUGGUGAUUCUGAUUGAUGCCCUGCGCUACGACUUUACCGUUCCCGAGGAUCCGGCGACGGCGCAUGCCUUCCACAACUCAUUCCCCUUCCUGUACGACACGGCAGUCAAGGCGCCCCAGAAUGCGUUUCUACGGCCCUUCAUUGCCGACCCGCCGACGACGACGCUGCAGAGGCUCAAGGGCCUGACGACGGGGACGCUGCCGACGUUUAUCGAUGCGGGGAGCAACUUUGCCGGAACCGCCAUUGACGAGGACAAUUUGCUGAUGCAGCUGAGGGACUCGGGCAAGAAGAUUGCGCAUCUCGGAGAUGAUACCUGGUGGUCCUUGUUCCCUGGUUAUUUUGAGCCCAACAUCAGCAAGGCGUACGAUAGCUUCAAUGUCUGGGACCUGCACACUGUCGACAAUGGCGUCAUUGAUAACAUUUUCCCACUUCUGGAGUCGUCCAAGGAAAACCAAUGGGAUCUGCUCAUUGGCCACUGCCUGGGCGUUGACCAUGCUGGACACCGUUACGGGCCUGAUCACUCUGCCAUGACGGCUAAGCUGCAGCAGAUGAACGAAUUCAUCACCAAAGUUGCGGGAUCCAUUGACGAUGAUACCCUUCUGAUUGUUAUGGGCGACCACGGCAUGGACGCAAAGGGUGACCAUGGAGGAGAGAGCGAUGAUGAGGUUGAGGCCGCCCUGUGGAUGUACUCGAAGCGACCCUUUUUCGGCAGAACGUCACCUGAAUUUGCCGUCCCGCCGGCCAAUGCCAAAAUUCGCCCCGUCAACCAGAUCGAUUUGGUGCCGACUCUUGCGCUGCUUUUGGGUAUCCCUAUCCCAUACAACAACCUCGGAAAGCCGAUUGAGGAGGCUUUUGCGGGACAGAAAGGCAAUGACUGGGCCAACCUGGCUGCUGUUUCGCGGCUUGCAUCUGCUGGAAUCGAGAGAUACCGACAGUCGUACUUUGGCGCCCGUGGCAUUUCGCAGACGAAGGAGCCGGGUUCUCCGGCUGCUCUAUGGGUAGCGGCCAAUGCUGCUGGGCUGGGCCACAAGGACGCUUACAAUGCCCUUACGGAAUUCGAAAAUGAGACUCUACAGGUCUACAAGGGGCUGUGGGCUCGGUUCGACGUGCCUAGGAUGGUGGCGGGCGUGUUUGUUACUGCUGCUGGACUUGUGAUGCUGGUCAUGUAUUCGUCGAGGCCUGCAGACGAGGAGUUUGUCGUGGCCAACGAUGCCGAGCUUGACUAUGCUGAGAGGCGGCUGGAGCUCAUGAAUCUCAAGCACGAGGACCAGGAGGAGCACCCGGACCAGCACCUCCACCGGAAUCUCUUGGGCGGAUUGGCCGAUGCCCGAGUGCUCUUCGUUGUGGGAGUCUUGAUUGCCGUGGGAUUGUACCGCAAGCAACCGUUGGAUGGCCUCGCAGCUCUGGUAGUUACGCUCUUGAUUACUGGCGUCAUUUCCGCACUAUCUACCUCUGGCAGGACCAUCCUCAAUAUCCUUCCGCGCACGUUCUGGGGUUGGUUGUCUGUUGUUCUCACUCUUAGCCACUCUAUUGGGUUCGCCUCCAACUCGUACACCAUCUGGGAAGACUCCAUCCUCCUGUUCUUCAUUGCGACGUUUGGUGUGGCUGCUCUGAUAUCCUCGUUCCGCAUCGAAUCAAAGGUGGACCGCACAAUGGCCAUCUAUCACACAGUCAUAUUCAUCAUCAUUGGGCGGCUGGCGUCGUACUCGAAGCUUUGCCGCGAGGAGCAGAUGCCCUACUGCACCUCGACCUACUAUUCGUCCGUUACGUCUUCUACCUCGGCCCCUUGGCAGCUUGUCAUUCCUUUUGCCGUCUUCCUCGUCCUUCCCGACGUUAUCAAGGCUUUCCUCAUGCCUUCCAAGUCAUACGAGGGCCUUGCUCCCACAUGGAUCGGAUACGCCUUCCGUGGCGGCCUCUUCCUCUCCGCCUUGUACUGGACCAUUGAUGCCGCCAACAACGGCGGGUGGCUCGCCGACAGGUUGUCCGAGAGCACCCUCAAGUCAGCUGGUGUCUAUUUGGCCCAGGUGAUCCUGGCGCUGUCUCUCAUUGCCGGAUCGACGUCGUUUGCCUGGGCGCCGCCAAACAUCUCCAUCCUAUCUACGUCAGCCAAGACGGGACAGCUCGUGACGAUUCUGGGAUACGGCAAUGCCAUGGGCGCUCGCUAUCUCUUCCUGCCGCUCAACUUCCUCGCCGCGUGCAUCCUCGUCACCAAGCCCAUGGGAUCAGGUGCUCUGGCGCUCAUGAUGUGGCAGAUUCUCUGCUUGGCUGAGAUUAUCGAUCUCAACCAGCUCAAGGGCGAAUCCAUCGGCCCCGUCAUGCUCGCCAUCCUGGGCAACUUUUACUUCUUUAAGACGGGCCACCAAGCCGUCCUCUCCAGCAUCCAGUGGGACAGCGCCUUCAUCCCACUCUUCUCAAUCCGCUACCCAUGGUCCCCCCUCGUCGUCGCGCUCAACACCUUUGCAGGCCAGAUCCUCGCCGCCGUGUCCGUGCCGCUCAUCGUGCUGUGGAAGGUCGGCCCCAAGCAGCGCGGCGUGCUCGAGACGACGGCCCGCGCGCUGGGCGUCUUCGUGGCGUAUUUCGCGGUCGAGGCCCUGACUACGAUGAGUUGGGCGGGCUGGCUGAGGCGGCAUUUGAUGCUGUAUCGCGUGUUUUGCCCGCGGUUCAUGCUUGCUGCCUUGUUGUUGCUGGCGAUGGACUUGGUGGGCAUUUUGGUGGCGCUGACGGGAGUGAGGAGUAAUACCUUGGCGGUGUGCGAGGUGUUUGGAUGGGCGGAGUAG